Messenger RNA from Coturnix japonica (Japanese quail), 2096 nucleotides. Lineage: Eukaryota; Metazoa; Chordata; Aves; Galliformes; Phasianidae. The record is from RefSeq and is a predicted model, not a curated record.
CUUUAAAAGACAGAUGUAAAGAAGGCUUUCAGAACCUCUGCCUUUUCCUUAUCCUCAGUGGUCACAUUCCCAGCUUCAUCCAGCAAAGAGUGAAUAUUCUCCUUUGUCCUCCUCUUACUGUUUGGGAACUUCACUGACCAGUUAACAGAAGCGCUGAUGUCAGAACCCACCUACUGCAGAAACUAAGGAAAUGAUGCUGAGAGCACUAGCGAUAGAGCAGGCAAAUACAAAAACGUGGGCAAUUUUGUUGCAAAUGCUGUGUACAGCAUCAGUGGCAGAACUGUUAGAAAAGGUAAAACAGACGAGCAGUGAUGCCAGCUCUGCUUUGGUGGCUAAGGUGGUAGAGACCUCAGUUAUGGCCUCUAUGGAAUCACUUACUGCCGCUCUGGCUGCAGCCUUGAAACCAUUAGGGGAGGCAAAAGGAAAGGCAGCGAAGAGGGUUUGUUUCAAUGUGGAGAAGGAGGGUCAUUUGAGGUGGGAUUGCAGGACAAAAAAAUCAUCAAAAAAAUUUGAUGUGAGAGGUGCCGAAAUAACUUGUACACAACAGAUGCUUGUCAGACGGGUUUGGGAAACUUGUGGAAGAGCGCCCUGCGUUAGGGCGCAAGGACACAAGUACAGGCACAGGCCAUUUACAACCUGCUGCAGGUCCCCAAGCAGGACAUGCACUUGCGACUGCGACACCUCCUGUAGCUGGAGGUAGAAGGCCUCAUCGACAGGCUCUGGCUGAUCUGGUGACCUGCAGUAGACACUCACCACAAGACUCCCUUUGAUGCCUUGGUCUCUGACUGUCACCCUUAGGCUGUCGACUUGCUCAUGACUGCUCUUUAGGGACACCUCUUUAUCUUCUAUUCCCUUCCUGAUGGAGACAGAAACACCCCCUCUCCUCCUCCCCCCACUCUCUACUACGACCAGAAGGGAGGUUGUAGCAAGGUGAGGGUUGGCCUCUUCUCCCAGGUAGCAGCAACACGAUGAGAAGGAACAGCCCUAAACUGCACCAAAGGAGGUCCAGGUUGGACGCGGGAAAAUGUAUUCUUUGAAAGAAUGGCGAAGAUCAAGAAUGGCACUGGAACAGGCUGGGCCACACAGGGAGGCUGGCAGACGACGCUUGCGGUGGAGGAGAUGGUGGCAGAGAGCAGUGGCACCAGAGCCAGGUGCUGAGAGACAGGCAGCCACCAAGCAGAGCAGCCCUCGGCGUGAACCUUUGCGCUCCUGCAGUAAGGCGGACCAGAGGCUGUCAGGGCUGCCUGGCUGCCAGCCUGGCACAGCCAAAGUAGCGCUGCUAAAGGACAGCUACACUCAAACGGACAUCACAGGCCUGUGUGUAGCUGACACUAAAUGUAUCAGAUGCCAGAGACACAGUGCAGUGGCUACCGUCAUCUCAAAACUGUGUCUCAGUCAGGCACGAUCCAGGAAGAUCUCCAUGCACAUAGCCAGAAAAUGCCUGGAGAUAAAGCUUCGAUUCUUCCCUGUGAGAGUGAGGAAGUCCAUAGAACUGCUGCAACGUUUACAGCAAACACAGGGUGCCCCAGACUGCACACUCAAGAAGAAGUACCCCCUCGAUCGUGACCGGAUCAGGCGUGCGGCCAGGGCACCAGGAUCCCGCCCGAUUCCCACCUACUUCCAUAGCCGGGAGGCUUUGUUCCUGUCCGAGGAGGAGCGUGAGAAACUGGAGCUGCACAUCCGCGCCAAAAAGCUGGAGUGUCUGUGGUUCCGCCUCCCUCGUUCUCGUACCCGGCAUCCAUCAGAGUCCUCGGAGACAGAGUCCACCUGCACAUAUGUGACUGCACCGUCUGAGGACUGGACCAAGGAAGAUUGUACUGAGGCAGGCCCCAAAAGACACAGGUGGUGGCCCUGGUGGAAGACGUGCCCGAGGGGACUCAAGAGGGUCUGGAGCACCCAUGCAGAGUGCAGCAGCCCCCCACCUGCCAGUUUAACAUCGUAGGGGAAGAUGUAACCAUGAACAAGUCAGCAAAGACCUUAUGAGACUGUUUGGUACACCUUAUCACUGUGAAGCCCUGGAAGACCAGAGCAUGAGACAAAGGGCAAGCAUUGUCUGUUUGCAUCCAAAUGUGGACAGCAGGAUCUUUUGAUAUGCA